Molecule: messenger RNA, 4740 nt
Organism: Caenorhabditis sp. 36 PRJEB53466
Lineage: Eukaryota; Metazoa; Nematoda; Chromadorea; Rhabditida; Rhabditidae
Source: the annotation of a GenBank genome assembly
AUGAAGAAACCACCAACAAAACGACAAAAUCCAGUUGAGACAGACGCCAAUCCUACGUCGGAAGACGAGGAGGAGCAGAUUGUUGAGGCGACCAAUGCGAACCCAAGGUAAGCGUCUCUUAAUUUUCAAAGAUUAUCCCGUAUAACUCUGGAGAAACCCGUUCACAAUCAGAACCACCUUGCAGUUCUCGUCACCGCCCGAAACGUCACAAAGCCGCAGCACAAGUUCCGCAGAGCACGCCGAGUUCGAUGAAAAACUCUCGUCGGAGCACACGGAUUGCAGCUGCGACUUCUUCGGUUCCCAAGGCGGAAGAUUCGUCGGGAGACGAAGAGGAUGUGGUCGCUGAUGAUGGUCCAACGAGGUAGGAGUGAAAUCUUGUGGUGUUUCUCAUAAAGCGCUAUCUAUUUUCAGCUCCUGCUCGAACAGACAAGGAGGAAGAAGCACUAAUCGCAGAGUUGCCGGCCAGAGCCGCGCCAAAGAUCGACAAGAGCAGGGGAACAGCAAUGGGGGAGUUGAGAAGUCGUCAUCGAGCACAUUGCGAAACUCCCGCCCAAGAGGUGCUACCACGUCCGCGGUCUCCAAAGAGCACACAUCUGACGACGAAGAGGAUGCAGCCACCAAAAACAAACGAGGUGUUACCAGGUGACAGUGAAAUGCUCCCGUUCACCUCUCAAAUAUCAUUUUUCAGCUCGCGUCAGAAUCGUCUAUUGCCAAGAAGUACUAGUCGCAGAGCUCUUGGCCAGAGAGCUGAAGAAGGAGAUUUGCAACAGCAGGAGAGCAGUGAGAGAGGGGUCGAGCCGUGCGCAUCGAGCACGUCGAGAAACUCCCGUCGGAUCACACGUUCUGCUGCUAUUUCUGCGGUUUCGAGAGAGGACAAGUCGGACGAAGAGGGAGAUGAGGAGGGCGCCAAAGAUGGACAUGCUACAUCCAGGUGAGACUCGCAAAAUUAUGCUUAUCUUCUAGCUCCCGUCAAUACAGACAAGGCUUCAGAAGCACUCGUCGGAGCGCACGAGUUCCUGCCACUCCUGCGGUCUACACGACCGGAGACACAUCUGAAGACGAGGAAGAUGGUCAACCAACAUCCAGGUGAGAGUGAACGGCAAUUUACCUUUUUAUAAACAUGUUUGUUCUUUCAGCUCUCGUGACAAACGAAAUUCGGCCAAAAGCACAGGUCGCCGAACAGUUCGUAAGCGAGCUGCAUCAGAGGAUCCGGACUCACAAGACAGUAGCCAAUCGCGCGGGAAGAACACGAGAACGCCGGGAAGACCAAAGAGCGCCCGUCGAAGCUCUCAAGCCCGAGUUCCUCUCAGAUUCGCGGACCUACCGAUCGAGAUGAUGGACGCACCUCUACCGAUUCGUUCAAAUGAGUCGGAUUGGUCUGUAUCUGAUGCAACACCAAUGGAUUCUGGUACUUGUUCUCUACUCGACAUAGGGGAGGAGUUCCGUGAAAAAGUGAAUGAUGCUGGAGCCGUGGGUGAGGAGGAUGGACAACCGAGCUCUAGGUGAGAAUUUGAGAAUUCUCAUGGUAACAAUUGCGUUCACUUUUCAAACUACGGUUUUUACAGCACCUGUCGCCAAACCACUCGUCCAAAGAACUCUCGUCGUCCUUCCGCUGCCCCGAAGCCUGUUCACAGCAACAUGCCUCGUAACGUGUUCCGCCAGAACGAGCCUCGUGAUCACAUGCUUCACCGAAACGCGCUCCGCCACAAUGAACUCCGCCAGAACGACCUUCGUCAAGACGAGCUCCUCCAGGACGGGGCUAGUAACAGCGGGAUUCACUUGGACGUGCUUUUUCACGACGAGCUCGGCCACCACGAACUUCGCGAUUUUGUUCUCGGCGCAAAAGUCGAAGAGGAGAAGAGCGACGCGGAUAAUUUCAGCGAAAUCGGUGCCCCUCAAUCGUCGUCGACGCCCAAAAACUCGUCGCCAGACGAAAACAGAGCCGGGAGCCGGCGGAGCCUAAUUGACACGCUCGCGAAUUCCCUGUCGACGCCCGUGCUUUCGCGUAACUCCUCUGCAAACUCGACAAAGUCGACAGGAUCAAUGAAAGCGACAAUGAGCAGCACACACGAUCAUCGCGCACCACGCACCAACGGGGAUCCGUAAGUUACUCUGGAAAUUAAAAACAAUGUUCUGAUACUGUUUCGUUUUUAGAAUUGGGCUAAUUCCACACAGCCUUCGUGAUCUCUGUGAGGGUGAUUAUGUUAGCAGCAACGCUUCAGAAGCGGAUUCGUCGGAAUCUCGAGAAGACGACAUCGUGGAGGCAAAUGGCACAGUCUUCUCUAUGGAAGGAGAUUUCAGUGGCUGUGGAUUGCCUCCAGUGGUCCAAACGUGAGUCUCGUGAACGUCAUGCUUUCAAUAUUAUUGUUUUGCGUUUUGCAGGGCCUCAAGUCAGAUUCCCCACACUCCGGUCGGUUAUAAUAUCUCGCCAAAGGGAAAGGCAAAAACUCGUGCGGCACCGCCACGCUCACCAUCGCCUCGCUCGUCAUCGCCGUCACGCUCGCCAUCGUCGUCACGCUCGCCAUCACUACAAUCGGCUCAACCGCAGAACGAUCCACAAACAAGUGCGAAACUGCCGGAGAAAAGAAAGAAGAAGCCAACAACUAGUCUUCAAGGGGUGAAGCCAGACGGAGACGAAAACGACGACGACGACGACGACGAGUCGGAUUCAGAUGAUUCUAUUUUGGAUCUCAACACGACGUGAGUUUUCUGUGCAUAAUUCGUCAAAGAAGGCACUUUUUAGAAAUGAGGGGGUGUAGCUCCUGAUGAGGGAAGCCUAAAGUCUGCUCCUAAUAUCCGCAUUCAUUUUGAGAAUAAAAAGCUUCUGUUUGAAACAGACAAUUGUUUUUAUUGUGAUUUAUUUGCAGUGAUCGUCCUCGUCGCUCUUGUACAGGACCACGCAGCUACAGAGAGGAAGUUGAGGGAGACGAUGGAAUCGAAGUGCAAAGUGAGGAAGAGGAUGAGUUCUCGCUUGUGACUCCGAAACAGAAGGAGGUAGCCGAGAAGAGAGAAUUGAAGCGCCAACAGAAGGAGCUCAAAAGAAAGGAGAAGGAAAAGAUCAAAUCUGCGAAAGAUCGAGAGAAGCGGAAAAAGAGGAUCGCCAGAAAAGAAGAGGAGGCAAGACGAAGAGAAGAAAUUCGUCAGAAGAAAGCUGAGAGAGAAUCCAAGAACGAUACGAGACGAAGUGUGGCCGAAACGCGGAAAGAUUUGAUAUAUAAAAUGAGAGUAAAUAAGACGGCGGCCAAAGACAAGAGAAAGCUCCUCCAUCAGAGAAAGCAAAGAAGUGCGCAGCUCCUGGAAGAGUUGGCCCGAGCCGGACGCGCUCAGAAGAGAACCCAAAGUUUUCGAGUGACUCGCACCCACACGACUUCUGAAAUAAAGACCGUCACUCGGAAAAGGGCGUCCUCAGAACCGCCGAACAUGUGGCGGGGCGAGGAGUUUGAGCCAAUUGACCCUCUAAGACUUGCCCCACUCGACGCGGAAUGUGUGGAUUUGCUUCGCGACGAGCAAUUAAAAACGAAUCAGUUUCUGCUCGAAGUCUACGAAUUCUGUCAGAAAAAAAUAAAAGACAAGAGCCAAGACUUCCACAUGCUGAAGGACCCCUUUUGGGAGUUAAGAAUGCUGCGAUGGGAUCACGUGAAGGCCCGCGAAUACAUAAGUUGGUUCUAUCUUAGUUCAUGCACUAAAUCAACUAAUUUCAGAACCGGGCCCAGACUUUGAUCUUUCCAUAGCUAAGCCAGGCGACGAAUACCAACUUGUCGAAGAUGAGUGGCAGGAACCAGAAGACUCGAAACUGGAAUGGAGCGACGUGGUUCAGCAAGAACCAUUCAGUGCUAUGAAAUAUUUGAGCGAUAAGCUUCACACAGUAUCCAUCCGAGAAGUCGUUUUUGAUACUUGUCCAUCCGCAUUUGAUCUGCCGACUGAGUAAGUCGACUUAAAAUCAUAAAAUAGUUUUACUCUUAUUUUCAGAGAAAGAGAAUCGGCAAUCAGGUACAUGUGCCAUAAAUUCCGGUUGCUCCUGCUGAUGUGGAAGGCGACGCACCAGAACGAGUGUUAUCCAAGAGUUGGCCACUACUUUCUUUUUCUGCUAGAGAAAGUGUUCGGAGAAAAACAGGAUAUCGACGCUCCGGUGUCAUUUGACGGCGCAGAAGGAAGAGAGAAGUAUCUCCUCCUCCGGGACACCCUUUUUUGGCUACCGCUCCAUUUCGGCGACGUCCGACGAGAGAUACACGCCCCACGGAAUCAUCUGACCAGUGAGUUUUUGCUUUCCUUUCAAAAUGUUCGAUUGAAAUUAAUAAGUUCGAAGUACGAAAGGGAGAGAGAGCAAACAUUAAAGAGAGUUUUUCAGCCGUCGCCAGACAAAUGUUCCACACUCUGCUCAACGAUUGGCCACUCUUGUGGAGUCGCUGUCCCGAAGACGAGUUGCACAUGUUGUAUCGUUUGGAGGUGGCUAGCUACCGGCUCGAAGCGGCUCUCCCUCCGAUCAAGGACUGGCUGCCGCACCUUCGUCCGCCAAAGACUGACGGCUGGGGUCAGCUUCAGCAAUUGCGGAAAGCAAAACGAGAGGAGCCCGACAUUGCGAAAAUUAUGUAUCCCAAAGAGCCGAAGCGUCCGGUUAGACGAAGGCACCGAUCGUUUUCCGAUUUCAAAGACCUGCCAGAAAUAAGAUUGAAAGAGACUGUGGAUGAAGAUGAGGUUAGAGCGAUGAGAGCAGAGAUGGUUGGGAGAAUUUAUGAGUAA